Molecule: messenger RNA, 2757 nt
Organism: Durio zibethinus
Lineage: Eukaryota; Viridiplantae; Streptophyta; Magnoliopsida; Malvales; Malvaceae
Source: RefSeq, a predicted model, not a curated record
AUGGGAAAAUUUGUCUGGUUGCAUCAAAUCCUCUUAGUACUGUUGUUACCUUCGGGAGUCGAUUGUUCUCUAAGUUUGUCUUCCUCUUCUCUUAAUUAUUCAACUCCUUUAUGUCUACCAGAAGACAGCUCUGCCUUGCUCCAAUUCAAGAACACCAUUUCCAUUGAUGAUUCUGGCACUGGUUUCUGUCCUUACCCUUUCGCUUCUUAUUCAAAAACAAACUCCUGGAAUGAAAGCGCAAACUGCUGCUCAUGGGAUGGAGUCACUUGCGACAAGGUGACUGGUCAUGUCACCGGCCUCAACCUUAGUUGCUCUUUUCUUGUUGGCUCUUUUUCUGAAAACAGCAGUCUUUUCCGCUUUCAAGGACUCAAACGACUCAACCUUGCUUACAACAAAUUCAAUGGUUCUAUCCCUUCUGGGUUUAGCCAGUUAGUAAGUUUGACACAUCUUAAUCUUUCUGGUUGUUCCUUAUCUGGUUUAGUUCCAUCUGAUAUUUCUCUGUUGUCAAAACUAAUUUCACUUGAUCUUUCUAAGAAUUCUUAUUGGGAUUUGGAAUUUGACAGCCGCAGUUUUGACAAGCUUAUGCAUAACUUGUCAGAAUUAGAAAAUCUUUUCCUUGACCGUGUAAACAUGUCUGAUGUUUUGCCUUCCUCCUUGAUAAACUUGACUUCAUCUCUAAAGCGUUUGGGUCUCGGUAAUAGUGAGUUACAGGGGGAAUUCCCUACUGAAAUGUUUAACCUGCCGUACAUCGAGUAUCUUGAUAUAAGCUCGAACUUUGAUUUGAGAGGUCAUCUCCCUAGAUCAAAUUGGAGUAGUCCCCUUACGUUCUUGGACCUUCGCUUUAGUGGUUUUAAAGGGUCAAUUCCUUCCGCCCUAGAAUAUUUAGACCUCAAUCGUAACAGGCUUACCGGUCCAAUCAAUCUGAUUCAAAAGCCUAAUUCAGUUCAGCAAGUGUUUUUGGCCAAUAAUGACAUACAUGGUGAAAUACCAAGUUCUUUCUUUGAUCUUGCAAAUCUUACCCAACUUGAUCUUUCAUCAAACAACUUGACUGGCGUCAUCAAUUCCGCUAUGCUUUCAAAGCUUGGGAAUCUUGAAAAACUCGAUCUUUCAUCAAAUAAUUUUAGUGGCGUCAUCAAGUUAGAUUUCCUUUCAAAGCUCAAGAAUCUUACAACACUUGAUCUUUCAAAUAACAGGCUGCUAUCUUUGAGUAGCAGCGUUGGUGUUAACUAUUCUUUUCAAGAGCUCCAGACUUUUUCAUUCUCUUCUUGCAAUGUAAGGCAGUUCCCAAAUUUCUUAAGAACAGCAAAGAAAUUGAGAGUUCUUGAUCUUUCUUUUAACAAAAUUCAUGGCUCAAUUUCCAAAUGGGAAUCAGAAGGGUGGGAAGAAUUGCACAGUUUAAACCUUUCUCACAACUCACUGAUUAGUUUAGAGCAAUUUCCAGGGAAGCAUCUUGAAAUCCUUGAUCUUCGUUCCAACAAACUCCGAGGUCCUCUUCCAGCUUCACCACCUUCAUUGCGAGAGUUUUUCGUGUCCAAAAAUCAAUUGACAGGAAAAAUCCCUCCUUCGAUUUGUAAUAUGACUUCACUUGAGAUUCUUGAUUUGUCUGGAAAUAACUUGAGUGGAAUUAUCCCAGCGUGCCUUGGAAAUUUCAGCAAUUCAAUCUCAACCAUAAACCUACAGAAGAACAACUUUCAUGGCAAAAUCCCCGAUUACUUUGUUCACAAUAUUUUGUUGACAAAUCUUGCCCUUAAUGACAACCAAUUGGAAGGGUUAUUGCCACGAUCCUUGAUUAAUUGUACUCUUUUGAGAUUUUUAAAUUUGGCAAAUAACAAGUUAAGGGAUACCUUUCCCCAUUGGUUGGAUAAACUUCCGAAUCUUCGUUUUCUUAUCCUCCGAUAUAAUAGAUUUCAUGGUCCCUUCAACAUUUCCAUAGUUCCAUCUUCCUUUCCAUCAUUGCAAAUAAUUGACCUCUCUCAAAAUGAGUUCAGUGGCGUCUUGCCAACAAAAUUUUUCCAAAGUUUGGAAGCUAUGAAAGUUGUGAAAGAUGAAUUGGAAGUUACGAAGGCGGCAUUGGAAGUUACGAUGGCUGCAAUGACACGUUCAACUCCAGCCAUCACAUGUCCUCCAUCUGAACCAUAUGGGAAGUGUCGGCCACGGACGUUUGCUUCAAUUGGUUUUGAUAGUUUUGUGAAAUUAACAAUGAAAAGGUUGGAGAUAGAGCUACAGCUGGAGAAAACAUUACCCGGUUUCACACUCAUAGAUUUUUCAAACAAUCGAUUUUCUGGACGAAUCCCUGAUGCACUUGGCGAACUUCAUGCUCUUUUAGUGCUCAAUCUCUCACACAACAACCUAAAUGGUUCCAUCCCAUCGUCAUUUGGAAGUAUGGAAGCAAUUGAAUCAUUAGAUCUCUCGUGGAACAAGCUUGGUGGCAGGAUUCCUACUCAAUUGACGAAUCUGACAUUUCUGGAAGUGUUGAAUCUGUCACAAAAUAAUCUCAUCGGACCUAUCCCGCAUGGGAAUCAAUUUGAUACUUUCGAAAAUGAUUCCUAUAGCGGCAACUUGGCAUUGUGUGGCCUCCCACUGUCAAAGAAAUGUGGCGACGCUAAGGGACCAAAACCACUUACAACAGUGUUUGUGGAAGAUGAAGGUUCUGCAAUACCCUUUAUUUGGGACCUUGCAAUGAUGGGCUAUGGAUGUGGAUUGGUGUUGGGACUGAGCAUGGGAUACAUUGUUUUCACAACUGGAAGACCAGGUGGU